Penicillium longicatenatum is the source of this 858-nucleotide messenger RNA. RefSeq lists its product as uncharacterized. The transcript has 2 exons. Lineage: Eukaryota; Fungi; Ascomycota; Eurotiomycetes; Eurotiales; Aspergillaceae. The coding region runs from base 1 to 858 and encodes 285 amino acids. The record is from RefSeq and is a predicted model, not a curated record. Gene Ontology annotation, molecular function: protein dimerization activity.
AUGGCUUUUAACCGAAACCAAAUAUCCAAUCUUUCUAUGGACGACAGAUAUCUCAGUCAACAACUGAGUCCUCAGUCCCGUCCAAUGGACAUGUUCUCUUCGAAGGCGUCUGACAAUAUCGGCAAUUGGAACUAUGACAACGCCAUCGAUCUUUUCUCUCUGACGCCUGCCGACAUUGAUCCAGUCUCUUUCGAUUUUGCCGAUAGCUUGGCCAGUAGCGACACGAAAGAUAUCUUCAUGGACCCAUUUGGAACCCCAUCCGCCAUCAACGGCUUCACCAUGCCAACCGAAGACACCGUUUCCAUGUCAUCGGACUUCGACAGCGACGACCAAUCCUGGUCCAUGCGCCACUCAGUCGACAUGACCACCCCCUCUGCCGCCGAAAAACAAUGCAAACCAACAACUCGCAGCUCAACUUCAACCCAGAACUCCUCAACACGUUGGUCCUCAAGUCCCGAAAUCAAACCCCAAGAAUACAUCGCCCCUCGCGAGAAAUCCACAUCCUCCCGCAAAACCCGCAGCCUAUCCCAAGACUCCAAUCACUCCACUACGGGCCAGGACCCACAAGUGCGUAAUGCCGCGAAACGCGCGGCCCACAACAUCAUUGAGAAGCGCUACCGCACGAACAUGAACACCAAGUUCCUUUCAUUGGAGAAAGCUAUCUCGCCGGCGGGUAUUCACAAGCAGACUUCUCGUGCUGGUGCUGGAUCUUUGAAGAAAUCUGAGAUUCUGACCAAUGCCCUCGCCUACAUUGAGAGCAUUCAGCAGGAAAACCAGGCCAUGCACAAAGAACUUGCUUUGCUAAAACAGAAUAUGGUCCCAAGUGGGAUGUGGCGACACAAACAGUCACGUUCGUGA